Molecule: messenger RNA, 711 nt
Organism: Camellia sinensis
Lineage: Eukaryota; Viridiplantae; Streptophyta; Magnoliopsida; Ericales; Theaceae
Source: RefSeq, a predicted model, not a curated record
AAUAAAUAAAAAAUCUUCUCUGAUUUGAUCUCCCCAACUCUUCAGCCCUAACUCAGUGAAGAAUUUCGUCGCCCAAACACCCUGACACACAAAAUCAUUCCACUCCUUACGAAUUUCAUCUCUCUCUCUCUCUCUGAUUUUCUUUGUAAUAAUUUUCCACUCCUUAAGCAUAACGCUUGAAAAACGUCCCUCAUUCUCUUCUCUUUUCUUUUCUAUCUAUAUAUGUUUUGAGCAAAAACAGAGAGAUUUUGAAGGUCAGUGAUGAUGAUAAUAAUAGUAUUGUGCUGAGAAAUAGCGGCUUGUGUAUCAGUCCAGGAACAUCCUGAUUCGAACAUGAAGUUUCGACGAUCGUUUUUGUCUAAAACUGACAAUCUUGUGAUUCCCUCACCCUCACCCUUACCCAUCAACGACAAACCCAUCAUUUAUGGUGACCAUCCGAUCGCCCAAGCUGGUCUCAAAUCUCAGUGGUCACCGUUUCUACCAAUGACGACUGUUCGUGAUUUUGAAGACAUCAAAAGAUCACAAUUCCCAGAUGGUUUCUUCUUUGGAACAUCCACUUCUUCAUACCAAAUUGAAGGAGCAAUUCUUGAAGAUGGUAAGAGUCUCAGCAACUGGGAUGUUUUCACUCAUAUUCAAGGAUUUUAUUCACUGAGAUUUAAACAUUUUUGUAAGAUGUUUGGAAUCGAGAAAAUUUGUGCUAUAGUUCAUUAA